AUGGCGAAAGGUACCAGGGGAAGACGUAGGAUUGCUUCACGCCAAUGCAGGCCAACCCCAUACCCCUUGCAAACCUGUGACCAAUCAGAUGGCGUGCAUCAAAAAAAUUGCUCCAAAAUUUUUGUGAAGAAAGACUGGGAAGAUGCAACCUGUUCUGUAUGUAUGGAGUAUCCCCACAAUGCUGUUCUUCUCCUGUGUUCAUCUCAUGAUAAAGGUUGCCGGCCCUACAUGUGUGGCACUAGCUUCCGCUAUUCCAACUGCCUUGACCAGUACAAGAAAGCCUACACCAAAGUGGCAUCACCACAUCCCAACCAUUCAGUUGAUAAUCCAGCUGUGGGUGCAGUGUCUAGUUGGCCUGCUGAAAAGUGUGAAGUGACUGAGCUGGCAUGUCCCCUUUGCAGGGGCCAGGUGAAGGGAUGGACUGUGGUGGAAGCUGCACGAGGAUAUCUCAAUGCAAAAAAGAGAAACUGCAUGCAGGAGAACUGCUCAUUUGUUGGAACGUACAAGGAGUUGCGGAAACACGUUAGGGCAGAGCACCCUUGUGCUAGGCCACGGGAAGUGGAUCCUGUUUCUGAACAGAAGUGGAGAAGUCUGGAGCGUGAGCGAGAGAGGGAUGAUGUAAUCAGCACCAUUACGUCAUCAAUGCCUGGGGCAGUGGUUUUUGGUGAUUAUGUGAUAGAAGGAAGUCAUUAUGGUUUUGAUACGGAUGAAGAGGAAGGUUUUGAUGUUGAUGCUGUGGGGCGGAAUGGGAGUUUUGACGUCGGGAUCGAUAGCAACCUGAUGAAUGUCUUUUUUCUGUUGCACGCAUUUGGUCCAUCUGGGGAUAUUGUGUCAAAUAGAAGGAUGAGAUUGAGGAGGUUUGAAAAUGAUUCCAAUCACUCAUUGGAUGGAGGUACUAUUGGAAAUCGUCACACAACCCCUAUUGAGGAAUUUGAUUCCUCUGAUCAAGAUAGUGAUGGCCGUGGCGAUGAUGAUGAUGCCAAUACUGGUAUGUCACUUGUUGGCCGUCUCCGCCGCCAAGGCAGAGUUCUUUUAGGCCGAUCAGGGAGGAGACGAAGGCAAAAGAAUUUCUAUUACAAUUUUCAGAUUUAUUUGGAAAUGGCGAAAGGUACCAGGGGAAGACGUAGGAUUGCUUCACGCCAAUGCAGGCCAACCCCAUACCCCUUGCAAACCUGUGACCAAUCAGAUGGCGUGCAUCAAAAAAAUUGCUCCAAAAUUUUUGUGAAGAAAGACUGGGAAGAUGCAACCUGUUCUGUAUGUAUGGAGUAUCCCCACAAUGCUGUUCUUCUCCUGUGUUCAUCUCAUGAUAAAGGUUGCCGGCCCUACAUGUGUGGCACUAGCUUCCGCUUUUCCAACUGCCUUGACCAGUACAAGAAAGCCUACACCAAAGUGGCAUCACCACAUCCCAACCAUUCAGUUGAUAAUCCAGCUGUGGGUGCAGUGUCUAGUUGGCCUGCUGAAAAGUGUGAAGUGACUGAGCUGGCAUGUCCCCUUUGCAGGGGCCAGGUGAAGGGAUGGACUGUGGUGGAAGCUGCACGAGGAUAUCUCAAUGCAAAAAAGAGAAACUGCAUGCAGGAGAACUGCUCAUUUGUUGGAACGUACAAGGAGUUGCGGAAACACGUUAGGGCAGAGCACCCUUGUGCUAGGCCACGGGAAGUGGAUCCUGUUUCUGAACAGAAGUGGAGAAGUCUGGAGCGUGAGCGAGAGAGGGAUGAUGUAAUCAGCACCAUUACGUCAUCAAUGCCUGGGGCAGUGGUUUUUGGUGAUUAUGUGAUAGAAGGAAGUCAUUAUGGUUUUGAUACGGAUGAAGAGGAAGGUUUUGAUGUUGAUGCUGUGGGGCGGAAUGGGAGUUUUGACGUCGGGAUCGAUAGCAACCUGAUGAAUGUCUUUUUUCUGUUGCACGCAUUUGGUCCAUCUGGGGAUAUUGUGUCAAAUAGAAGGAUGAGAUUGAGGAGGUUUGAAAAUGAUUCCAAUCACCCAUUGGAUGGAGGUACUAUUGGAAAUCGUCACACAACCCCUAUUGAGGAUUUUGAUUCCUCUGAUCAAGAUAGUGAUGGCGGUGGCGAUAAUGAUGAUGAUGAUGAUGCCAAUACUGGUAUGUCACUUGUUGGCCGUCUCCGCCGCCAAGGCAGAGUUCUUUUAGGCCGAUCAGGGAGGAGACGAAGGCGUAGAGAGACCAAUGCUGCAGAUCAGAGAUUUCUCUAG
Ilex paraguariensis (yerba mate) is the source of this 2205-nucleotide messenger RNA. The record is from the annotation of a GenBank genome assembly. Lineage: Eukaryota; Viridiplantae; Streptophyta; Magnoliopsida; Aquifoliales; Aquifoliaceae.